Messenger RNA from Rhododendron vialii, 1468 nucleotides. RefSeq names its product sm-like protein LSM1B. Gene Ontology annotation, biological process: deadenylation-dependent decapping of nuclear-transcribed mRNA. Gene Ontology annotation, cellular component: Lsm1-7-Pat1 complex; P-body. The coding region runs from base 525 to 911 and encodes 128 amino acids. Gene Ontology annotation, molecular function: RNA cap binding. The record is from RefSeq and is a predicted model, not a curated record. Lineage: Eukaryota; Viridiplantae; Streptophyta; Magnoliopsida; Ericales; Ericaceae. The transcript is spliced from 5 exons.
UUGUUUUUUCUCCUCUCGAGUACAGUCAUUAACCAAUAAAUACUGUUGGAUGGUAAAGGCCAGAGAGAAAAGAGGCGGGAGCUCGUGGGGUAGUCCAAAACCCUAGUUUCAAUCUUCUCAAAUCCUUUCUCCUGAAACCUUUCUCACAUUCUCUCUCCGCUUCUCGCUCUUUCUCUCGUCUUUUCUUGUCCAAUUUUCUCUUGAAAACUUCCCCUGCGAUUGGAUCUGAGUGUUUAUUUCGAAGUCAGAAUCUUUUGCGUUUGUGGGUUAGGAUUGGUUAAAGCUAAGGUCUUUUCUUUUUUUUUUUUAUCGAAGUUUGGCCGUCAAUCUUGGCUUAUCUUUCUUUCAGUGUGGAAUUUUGAAGUGGGUAGGGAUUAGUUGGACGAUUUUCAAAUUUCUGAAGAAUCGAUUUAAAAAUCGAGUCUUUGUGAGGCACCGGUAAUAGUUUGAGCUGCCAAUGCAAUUUGUGUUCAUAUUGGAGGAAUUUUCGGUGAUUUUUCGUGCACCGAAAGGAUUUGCUAUCAAUGUCUUGGGCUGGACCGGAGGAUAUCUAUCUAUCUACUUCUCUUGCAAGCUAUCUUGAUAAGAAGCUUCUUGUUUUGCUGAGAGAUGGUAGAAAACUGUUGGGAAUACUUCGUUCAUUUGAUCAAUUUGCUAAUGCCGUUCUCGAAAGUGCGUGUGAGCGAGUUAUUGUUGGUGAUCUAUAUUCUGACAUUCCGUUGGGUUUGUACAUAAUCCGUGGGGAGAACGUCGUUUUAAUCGGCGAGCUGGAUUUGGAGAAGGAUGAACUUCCCCCUCAUAUGACUCGUGUUACAGAAGAAGAGAUAAAAAGCGCACAAAAGGUAGAAAGGGAGGCCUCAGAUCUGAAAGGUUCCAUGAGAAAGAGGAUGGAGUUCCUUGAUAUGGACUAGUGUCCGUGUGUACGACAUCCAGUCCUUCAUUUUGCAUUGAGCCCUCGCCAUAUUAUCCGCAAAUAUUAUCGCGGUUGGUGGUUGUUGGGUAUUUGAAAAUAGGCUGGAUACCUAUUUUGGGUAAAACUUUUCCAAGAAGAUCACGUGUUGAGAAGAUGAUGUUUUUUCUGUUAGUUGUUUUAAUAGUGGUAGCUUCUCCUCACCUUCAGUGGCAUUUCAAAGGAAGCAGUGUAGAGACUGGAGGCUGGAGAUCUUUGGGUCAUUUAGCACACCUGAUAAGAGAGCUGGGAGACCUGUUUCUUUUGUUCUGGAGAGACUUUGAUCUCCAAUUAUGGCAGAUUUGUAGAAACUGGUGAGGUGGGCUUUUGGCAAUUUUUAGCCCAUUUGAAAUAUUGUGUACUGUGUAGUUUCUUGUUUAUUUUUACAUUGUCAUUAGCAUGUUGGGAGGAUGUGCUCUGGUGUUUAUUUUAGCUGCUGCCAGGGCUACCAAGAACUCAAGAUUGACCAACCUUAUUUCUUUCAAAACAGUAUUCAAAUCUCCGACCUAUUAAUCAGUA